AUGUUUAAAGGUGUUAAGGAUGUUACGAGAAUGUCGCCAGAGUGGUACGCUAUGGCUGGUGAAAAGCUAACACUGGUAAUUAAAAGUCUCGUGCUGCUGAGUACACAUGAACACGUCAAGAUAAGGAAAGAACUCGCUGUGCUCAGUGCGAGGAUACUGAGAGAAUGCAACGCAUCAAUGCAGCCUUCUAUACCAGUAGUUCUUGACAUUUUAAUAUCAUUGGCGAAGGACGAAUAUCCCGAAUUAUUUGAGUACUGUACUAGUGUAGUGAACGCCUACUUUACAGAAGCUUCGCAGGAAAAGAGGCUCGACACUAUGGAUUGUCUUUGCGAGAACUUUCUCACGACUCUAACAAAUCUGCCAAGGAUUCUAAAUAAUAUCGACUCGGGGCGCAAGCUCGCAGCAUUGAACCUUAUGCACGGGUACGUGCGCGUUUUGAGCGACGGGUCUCGUCCGCAGCGGCUGACUACAGCGAUGACAUCACAUACAACCCUCGAUGCUCUCUGCGAAGCGCUGCGCCACGCUGCUGCGCUCUCCACCGAUCUCACGCUCCUCGCCACGCAUGCGGACAGAGAGCUGACCGCCCCACCACCAACUACCACCCCGUGGCGGAUCCUUCGACAUUUAGACACGAAGGAAUGCGAGCAACGACUCCGGGAUAUCUGCCAGCUGCUCGCUGAAGCGGAGUGCGCGGAACUGUUGCUCGAUCACCUGCUGGAGCUGUUUCAGCAAAGGGAAUGCGAGGUGGCCUACAUCAUGAACUGUUUUGGUUCUGCACCAAAUUCCUCACCGACCCUUGUUAAGCGCAUACUGGACACAUAUUUAGAGGAGGAUGUGUGGUAUUUGCCGCUGGAAGUCUGCAGCUCGGAGACUCCGGUAACCAAGGAGGAGACGUUAGAUGUCGAGGUUUACAACCCGAGGGCCUGGAUGAAAGAUAGUGUGCCAGGUCUGUUCGAGGGCGCGACGGAGACGCGGUACACGGGUAUAAGCUAUGCGGCGGGCCGGCAUAGCGUCGCUUCGGGUUGCAGCAGCGUGGCAGCCGCGCAGCGCAACGCGGAGCUGUGCUGCUUACUCACUGAGGGUGUGGGAGCGCUGGCUUUCACGCUGCGGGACCACUUCCAGCCCUACCUAUUGAAGACCUUGUGCCUUGUGCUGGAGAGAGUUGGCAGCCGUUACGAGCUGCUCCACCUGGCUGGUCUGAAAGCCAUCAACGACAUAGCACGCGCGUGCGGACACAGCUGCGUCGCCGAACUAAUCGCCGCCAACGCGGAUUACCUCACCAGUCAGAUCACCAAUAGACUCAAAAAGGCGUGGAACAUUAAAUCUGCCCUCGAGAUUUUAUCUGUGGUAAUGGAGUACAGCGACACAAGGAUACUGGAUUAUUUGUACGGAAUAGUGGAUGAUGUGCUUGUUCAAAGCUGCGAUAAGUUUCACGAGAGAGAUCUCUACGCCUACCUGCAGGUGUUUCUCACUUUCAUCACUCGUAUUCGAAAGUGGUUUCACGUAGAAGAAGAUUCAAAAACAACUCCACAUAAUAGAACAGAAAACUUCAGUGUGCUCAAAGAUGUUAUAGAGUUUGCCAAGAACAAAGAAGAAGCGGAGAGAUUGCUAAGCAAGGAAGAGUUCGAGGAGGAUAGCGGAAAGAGUGUGGAGGAGAUGUACAGAGAAGAUUUGAAGAAGAAAGAAGAAGAUGUGUUAGAUUAUGACGACAGAGUUACAUACGAAUCCCCACCGUUGCCGCGACACGUCACUGUUACCGUGUCGAUACUUAAAAGAUGCAUCAAUUUUAUCACAUCCAAGCAACGUGACGACGCCAUCUUGGCCUUGAAAGUCCUGUCGCUAGGAUUGCCCAUCUUGAAGCAUCACGAGAACGAGCUGCUGCCACUAGUGCACCUGACGUGGGCUCCGCUCUGUACUAAAGUCGGGGCAGAGCCGGCUGUAGCGAGGGCCGCUUUGGAUCUUCUGGUUACGAUGGCAACGCUUUCGAAAGACUUCAUACGGAAUCGCGCUAUGAAAGACGUCUUCCCCCACAUGUACAAAUAUUUGCGAAGCAGUUCGCACGACAGUCUCCUAAAGGACCGUGGCUCCACGUAUCGACUGAGCCCGGCCUACCGGUUGCAGGAGGCAAUGUUGGCAGCCCUGCCCGGCCUCGUUGUGGAUCUGAGCCUGGACGAGGCUGGACUCGAAGAGGCCAUGUCCUGUGUGGACACUUACUUGUCUAAGAAACAGCCGAAGCCUUUGCAGGGAUUGGCGGUAAUCUUCUUUAAACACAUAUUGGCGAGCAACUACGGAGCCGUUUGGUGUCACCUGAGGAAACUCUGCGCUAACGACGACGUGAUAGAACCACCCGCCAUGAAGUACAUCAAACUGGAGCCUGUUGUCGGCACGCCAUAUAGAUCCACCAAUGUGGAUUGUGAAAAAAAUAUCAAAUUAAUAUUCGAAAUAGAUUAA
Molecule: messenger RNA, 2451 nt
Organism: Parnassius apollo (apollo)
Lineage: Eukaryota; Metazoa; Arthropoda; Insecta; Lepidoptera; Papilionidae
Source: the annotation of a GenBank genome assembly